Messenger RNA from Caenorhabditis angaria, 9899 nucleotides. The record is from the annotation of a GenBank genome assembly. NCBI's taxonomy places the organism in Eukaryota, Metazoa, Nematoda, Chromadorea, Rhabditida, Rhabditidae.
AUGAGCGAUAAAGAGGAUGAGAGAGUGGAGGAAAAUAAGAGGAAUCCGAGAAAAAGACAAGGAUCUCAAGCGAUUGAAAUAUCUGCAUCUUCGUCAUCUUCAUCUUCGAAUUCGAAUUCGAAUUUACCACCAUGGGUGGCUGGUGAGAUUUUUUGGGGCGAGGAAAAUUUAAUUUUUGAAAAAAAUACUCGGAAAAAUUUACUGUUUCAAAAUUUUAAUGAAAAAACUUGAGAAAAGUUAAAAUUUGAUUAUGGAUAAUAACCUUUUGAAAAUUCUUAUUCGAAAAAACAUUAAUUUUGGGCUCUAGAAAUUUUCAAAUCUGAAAUUUUAAUGAAAAAAAUAUGAGCACAAAAAUUUCAGCAGCAGAGAAAUUUUUGAAAAAAAUUACUGUUUCAAAAAUUUCAGGAAAAAAAUUGAGAACAUUUCAAUUUUGAAGCAUAGAAAAAUUUUUCGCUCUAAAAAAUUUUCAAAUCUGAAAUUUUAAUUUAAAAAAUAUGAGCACAAAAAUUUAGUUUUGCAACAGAAAAUUUUUUGAAAAAAUUUACUGUUUCAAAAUUUUUAUGAAAAAAAUUGAAAAAAAAAACAUUUUUCGCUCUAAAAAUCUGAAAUAUUGAUUUUAAAAAACUAUGAGCACAAAAAUUCAGAGAAUUUUUUUAAAAUUUACUGUUUCAAAAUUUUUAUGAAAAAAUAUCGAAAAAAAAUUUGUUUGUAUUGAAAUAUUUUUCCGGGAAAAUAUACGUUUCAGAUUUUUCUGAAAAUUCUUGAAAUGAAGAUUUUUCUGAUUUCACGUUCAAAAGAAUGUUAAACCAUAGUUUCUGAAUAUUUUCCUACUUCAGAAUUUCGCUGUUUCAAAAAUACUUGAAUUUCAGGCGGUUCCCCGGCAAAAUUCAUAAGCCACGAUGAAAUUCUCAAAAUGUCCACAGAAUUGGAGAAUUUGGAGCUGGUUCAUGAAAUUGCAAUUGAUCCCAAUUUUUCGAUACCCGAUAAACCGAAAAAUCCAAUUGAGGCUUGUGUAAGGUUAGUUGGGUGACAAAAAUUCACUGUUUCAAGGAAAUUUGAAAUUAUGGAAGUUUUUAUUGAUUUUUGAUGGGUUUUCCUAACAAUCCAGUAUUUUACGAAACAGAGCUAAUUAGCCAAAAUUUGAAGAUUUUCGAAAUUAUUCAGGUAAAUCAGUAUUACUAGAAGUUUUCUCUGGAAAAAUCAGGAUAUUUAUGAUUUUCAAAAAAUCACUGUUUCAAAAAAAAAAAAAAACAAAAAAAAACUUUUCACGAUUUUUAAAAAUUUUAAAAAAUUCUGACGAUUCUAUGUUCAAACUAACAAAAAUCUCAAAAAUUCAGAAUUUUUUAGAAAUUCAGAAAUUUUUAGAAAUUCAGAAAAUUCAAAAAUUUAACAAUGAACAUUCAGAAAUUUAACAAUGAAAAUUCAAAAAAUUCAAAAAUUUUACAAUGAAAAUUCAGAAAUUUUUAGAAAUUUUUGGAAAAUUCAGAAAUUUAACAAUGAAAAUUCAGAAUUUUUUUAGAAAUUCGGAAAAUUAAGAAAUUUAGAAUUUUUUUAGAAAUUCAGAAAUUUCAGAAAUUUUUGGAAAAUCAGAAAUUUUUAGAAAAUCAGAAAAUUCAGAAAUUUAACAAUAAAAAUUCAGAAUUUUUUUUAGAAAUUCAGAAAUUUUCAAAAAUUUUUAGAAAUUCAGAAAUUUAACAAUGAAAAAAUUCACUGUUUCAAAAUUUUUCCAAAAUUCCAGAAUUUCUAUUGAAUUUUGGUAGUCAGAAUUCUGAAAAUCAUCAAAAAAAUCAAAAUAUUUUUUUUUGCAGAGAAAACAUGCACAAAGCGUAUUUCGAACUUUUGCGCAAAGAUUUAUCCAAAAAUCCGCCCGAAUACGAAUAUUGUUUUGGAUUUUUGAUGGAAAUUAAGACGGUGAGAAAAUUUUCUGAAAAAUUUAUUCAAAAAUAAAUUUUUUGCAGAUGAUUUUUGGAUGAUAUUUUGACUGCACAACAUGUUAGAUUGAGGGAACAGGUUAAUGCGAUUUUGGAUGAAUGUGGGUUUUUUUGGGGGAACAUUUUUUGGAAAUUUUUUAAAAUUUGAUGUCAAUUGUGCUGGAAUUUGGAAAUUUUCAAAAAAAAUUUCACUGUUUCAAAAAAUUGCAAAAAAAUGAGAUCCUAGAUUAAUUUUUCAAUUGAAAAAUCAUUUUCAAAAUUUUUGGUCCCGAAAAAAAAUUUCGAAAAAUUAAUCCAAAAAUUUACUGUUUCAAAAAAUAGUUGAAUACAAUUUUUCUGGCGUUAUUUGUUCCUUUAUGCAUUCAAAAGAAUUUCAAAAAAAAAAUCCAGGAAAAAUAUCAAAAAAAGUCACUGUUUCAAAUUUUUAUUGAAAAACUAACAAUUAAUUUUUCAAAAAAAAGUUUACCAAAAUUUCACUGUUUCAAAAGUUUUUCAAAUUUUCUUGAAAAACUACUCUUUGAUAUAUAAGGAAUUCAAAAAACAUGAAAUUUUUCAGGAAAAAAUACCAAAAAAAAGUCACUGUUUCAAAAUUUCUUUUUUUUGUGAAUUCAUUUUUUGACAGCAAUUAAGCUUGUUUGCCAAAAAUUUACUGUUUCAAAAGUUUUUCAAACUUUCUUGCAAAACUACUCUUUGUGAAUUUAUACGGAAUUCGAAAACCAUGAAAUUUUUCAAGAAAAAAUACCAAAAAAAGUCACUGUUUCAAAAUUUCCUUGAAUCUUUGAAUUUUUUUUUUGACAGCAAUAAUGCGUUUUUGCAAUUUACAAAAUUGACUGUUUCAAAAUUCUCAUAAAUUUCCCAAUAUUUUUGAAAACCUAAUGUUAUCAAGCUAUCCAAUUUUAAAUAAUUGAUAAUCACUGUUUCAAAAAUUGUUUUGAUGAAUAAAAAAUUUGAUAUUACCAAUUAUGGCAUAGUUUUUGAAAAAAAAAUGAGAUCCUAGGAAAAUCAUUUUCAAAAUUUUUGGUCCCGAAAAAAAAUUGCGAAAAAAAUUAAUUCAAAAAUUCACUGUUUCAAAAAAUAAUUGAAUACAAUUUUUCUGGCUAUAUUUGUUCUCUUAAGUUUCCGAAUUAAUUUUUAAAAAAAUUCCAGGAAAAAAAUACCAAAAAAAAUGUCACUGUUUCAAAAUUUUAUUGAAAAACUAAAAAUUAAUUUUUGAAAAAAAAGUUUGCCAAAAAUUCACUGUUUCAAAAAUUCAUUGAAUCUUUGAAUUUAUUUUUGGAAAACUAAUAUGCAGCUAAUAAAUAUCAAAAAUUCACUGUUUCAAAAUAUUUUCAAAUUCUCUUGAAAAUCUACUCUUUGUGAAUUUAUACGGGAUUCAAAAGAAUUAAAAUUUUCAGGAAAAAAUACCAAAAAAAAGUCACUGUUUCAAAAAAAUUAAAAAAUUUUGAAAUUUUCCAUGUUCGACAGUUUUUUGGCUUACAAAAAAAUUUAAAAAAUAUAUUUUUGAAAAAUUUUUGAGAAAAAAAUAAAUUGACUGUUUCAAAGUAUUUUUUAAAUUUUAAAUUUUGAUUUUUCAUAAUUUUUAAAAAUAUAAAAAUUGACAAAUUUACUCAUGGAAAAAUUCACUGUUUCAAUUUUUUCUUAAUUAAAAAUCGACCAUUUUCCCCUGAAAAAUUGACUGUUUCAAAAUUCUCAUAAAUUUCCCAAUAUUUUUCGAAACCUAAUGCUUUCCUGCUAUAUAAUUUAAAAUUAUUGAUAAUCUUUUUUUUUGCAGCCACACUUCGAAAUAAAAUGGAACAAGAAGCAUUGAAUAUCAAUCAAAUAAUGAAUUAUGUCAUCGAAUUAUUAUCUCGAUUAUGUUGUCCAGAAAGAGAUCAAUUAAUUGAAGAAUUGAAGAAAAAAUCGGAUAUUAUCGAUUUAUUCAAGUAGGUUUUGUUUUUCUAUAUUUGCCACGUCAUAACUCUUUCCAGAGGAACUAUGGAACUAUUGGAACUCAUGAAAAACGACUUGACAAAUUAUCAAAUUUCACAAAAUCGCACGGCCAUCGAAGAAUACAGUGCGAAACAUGAGUAUGAGAAAUUUCAGCAAUUUUUGGCUGAAAAUCCGAGUGGAUGUGAUUUGACGAGAAAAUGGUUGAGUAUUGCGUAUGAUGAAUUAUUUGUGAAAAAAAAUGAAAAAAAUGAUAAGAAACGGGAGAAAAAGGAGAAUGAGGAUAUUGAGAAAUCGGAUGGAUUAUUGGUGGAUACGACGAGUCGAGCUUAUGUUAAGUGCGUUUUUUUGGGGGACCAAAAUUUGAAUUGGGAAUUUUUUGCUCACUGUGACUGAACAGAAAUUUCAAAAGUUAUCCAAGAAUUUUGAAGCAGUAGAUUUUGGUGAGAAAUUUGGAAUUUUUUGAGACCAAAUUUUUAAAAUCAUGAAAAAAUUCACUGUUUCAAUUUUUUCAAAAUUUAUCAAAGAUUUUUACCCAGAAAAUGUACGUUUCAAAAUUCUCUAAUAGUUUUUUCCAAAUUUUUAAAUUUUGCUAAGGUCGAUAAUUACUGCCAAAAAUUCACUGUUUCAAAAAUUUUUGAAAUUUUCCAGGUUUGACAGUUUUUUGACUUACAAAAAAUUUAAACAAAAUAUUUUUGAAAAAUUUUUGAGAAAAAAUUAAUUGACUGUUUCAAAGUAUUUUUUUUAAUUUUAAAUUUUGAUUUUUCAUAAUUUUUCAAAAUAUAAAAAUUGCCAAGUUUUUUCUCAUGGAAAAAUUCACUGUUUCAAUUUUUUCUUGAUUAAAAAUCGACCAAAUUCGAUAAUUACCGCCAAAAAUUCACUGUUUCAGAAAAUUUUGAAAUUUUCCAUUUUCCAAAAUAAUUCCAAUGAUUCCAAAUAAUUUCAAAAUUUUUUUGAAUUCCCGGUUUUUUUUGGAUUUUUCCAAAUUUCUCAUUCCAGACUCGUUCAAUCCGAAAACCCAUCUCCAUUCCCCGAAACUAUGAAAAUCGACAAAAUUCGAAUUCAAGCACUCGCCGAAAAAUUCUCCCAAAUCGUAAUUUGUGCCUCGGCUGUUUUUGUGACGUGUAAUGUGGCUGGAAAAGAGGUUUCCGAAAAAUUGGGAUUCAAAAAAGAGUUGAAAGAUCAUUUGAUUGCGAUUACGAAUAAUGUGGAUGAAGAGUGAGGGUUUUUGAGGGGAAAAUUGGUAUUUUUGAAAAUUUCACAAUUUUUGGAGAUUGAUUCAUUUUCAGCUCAAAGUUUUUUUUUCCCGGAAAUUUUAGGUCUUGAAAAAUUGAUUUCACUAAUUUUAAGAAAAAAAAUAAUUUUUGAAUAUUUGAAAAAUUUACUGUUUCAAAAUAAGGUUAUUCAGUUUUUUAGAUUUUUGAAAAUUAAUACAGAAGACGCACUUUUUUAAUGUGAAAAAUCUCACUGUUUCAAAAUUUUUAUGAAUUUAUUUUCAAAAAAAAAUUUUCAAUGUUAGUUUUUCCAAAACUAUACCAGUUCUGAGAAAUGCGAAAAAUUUACUAUUUCAAAAAAUUUUGAGAAAAAUAAAUUAUGAGGAAUUAAAAUAAUAUUUGAACUGUAACGUUUGAAAAGUUUUAAAAAAUUAAAAAAAAAUGUUUUUUGAAAAUUUACUGUUUCAAAAUUAAUUUAAUGAUUUCUCAGGGUUUUUAAAAACUGAAAAAAGCUAGAAGUUAGAUAAGUUUCUGUAAAAAUCUCACCGUUUUAAAUAAUUUAAAAAAAAUUCAUGUUUUUUUUUUAAUUUUGAAAAAAAAUUUAUUUUUUUUAAAUUUGAAAAAAAAUUUAUUUUCUUUUUAAUUUAAUUAGUAAAUAAUUUAAUUAUUUCUCGGGGUUUUUAAAAGCUAGAAAUUAGCUUUCUAACAAGUUAAUUAACAAAUUUCUGUAAAAAAAAUCUCACUGUUUCAAAAUUUUGGGAAAAACUAGUGGUUUCCGGGCGUGUUGUUCAAAUUUGUCCAUUAACCACCCUGGCGUAAUACUUGGCGCAAAAUUAAUUAAAAAAAAACAUACGUUCAAACUAAUGUUCACUGAUUAGACAUAGUCUGGGCCUUCGGCCCAUACUUAGCUAAGUCUAAACGUGAUCAAAGUCUGGCCAGAAGGCCCAUACUAAGACUAAAAGGCUAAAUCCCUCACAGUUCAAACAAGCGGAUGAAACGUGAAAACAAAUUAUCAACGAUGGCGAUUUCGCAAUAUUUAUUGAAAAUAAAACAAAUUAUACCAAUAAUUAUACCAAUAAGUUGAAUUUCCGAUUGUCGAUGUCCUUGUUGAUGUCGACAUCUGAAAAUUGUUGAAUUAUGAUUGAUAUGAGAAAAUGAUAAUUUCAUCGAAAUUUUUUGAUAAUUUAGAGUUUAGGUCAAUAAUAAUUGUUUGUUUCUGAAAGUGUAUAUUAUUGGAAAAACAAUUUGGCAAAAAAGCGAGGACAGAAAGAAAUAUCAUUCAAUUUCGGAUUUGAGUAGUUUUUCAACUUCUAAACUGGAUCAUAAAUCGAUGCUUAUUCUGAAUGUUACAACUAAAAUUCUCAUUAAUAUCAGUAUUUUUCAUUUUUCUGAUUUUCUAAUCUUGGCCGUAAAAUUUUCAAUUUUUCUUGAACUUGAAACUUGAAUUUUUUCGAAACACCGCCAAAUUCAUUUUUUUGAGUUCAAAAACCAUUGGAAACUUACAAUUUUUGAAUUAAAAAAUUUAGAGAUUUUUAAAAAGUUGAAUUAUAUUUUAAAAUAUUUAGUGUUUGAAUUCGACACUUGAAAUGAAUUGCGAAUUGUUUUAAAUUAAUCUUAAAUUUGGAGUUAAAUGUUUUUUUUUCAAAUUAAAAAUUAAGUUUAUUGGUUUUGAAAUUGAAUGAGAAAUUACGAUGAAAUUCAUAGGAAACUGUUUUUUCGACGAUGAAAUGAGCACUUUUUGUUAGAAAUUUAUUGUCGUCUGUUUUUGUUUUUUUUUCUUUACAUUUUGAGAUUCAGAAAUGAAGCUAGGAUUUUUGUUAGAAAAAACCCAGGUGUUUAUUACCGAAGAAGGUUUUUGGUAUGGGAAUUAUCUUAAAUUUUUAUUUUGAUUUCAAAGCAAUUUUUAUUGUUGAAAAAUUAUUUUACAAAAAGAAAAAAACUCACAUGAGGUUUCCGCGUGACGAGUUCCCGGUUCAUCAGCGCAAUUGUUUUUUGACCUGUAAGAAUGUUUUUAUUAAAUAUGAUUUCACAUUAAGAAAAAGUAAAUUUCUCAUUUUAUAUUUCUAUGCUGGUUGUAAGAUGAAUAUAUAAAAUGCGAUGUUGUGAAAAAUUCAGAUUUCUGUAAAUUGCUUAUAAUCUCUGACCGCUGCUGAAAAACCUGAGAAAAAUUGCGAUCAUGGGCCAUGUUCUAAUUUUCAUUAGAAAAGUUCGAACCAAGUUGUAUUUUUCACUCCAAUUCGACCUUUUCAGUAUUUGGCCGCAUCCUAUAAUUUAUUCCAUCUAAAAAUAACAAAGUGCUCGAAAUCGACCAAAAAUUGGAAUCGAUUCGAAAUGGAUGAAUAAAAAAGACAUGGCUGAUAAUAUUUCAGCUCAUCUGGAAAAAGGAACUUAGAAGAAAUCAGCUCCGUUCUAGGAAUUCACAAGGAACGCCCUAGAGAAACUUAGCAGCGUUCAAUGUUCAAUUUUCUUCAAAGUAUGAACCGAAGAUUUCUAGAAAACCACUGUUUUCCUAAUAACUGAUAGAAGCGCAUGUUUCUCAAAUAGAGCAGUUUGUCUCUUGAGAGUGAAUAACUCACUUCUUUCCCUUGUUGACCAUAUCCAUGUGGUUUCAAGUGCAGCGCCUGGAAAAGAAACGUUUUUUUUUAAUAUCAAAUAGAAAGUUGAGUUUGACUUACGCAUUGAAACCUCCAAAAAAGGCGAUAAAAAAUGAAUGAAAAACGAAGAAAAAGAAGAAAAAUGAAAAAAUGCACACGCCACUCGAGUGUUACAGUACUCUCGCGCGACAAGACCCAAAAUUUCAACAAAUGGCUGUCCCUUUUUUCGACGAAACCAGCCGUUUUUGGUUUUCUUUUUUUUAUGUAAAGAAGAUAAAUUAUGAGGAAAUAAAAUAUUCGAACUCUGUCGUUUUCGAAGUUAUUUUCUAUGAAAAAAUCCACUGUUUCAAAAUUGAAAUAUUUUUUGAAGUUGAGGGUUUCAAUUUGAUUCUCGGUGCUUUUCGUCAAUUUUGUGAAAAUAAUCUUUGACACUAAAAUUUCUUUAAAAUUCUGAGAUUUUUUGUAGCAAAAUUUACUGUUUCAAAAUUAAUUUAAUAAUUGCUCAGGGUUUUUAAAAGCUGGAAAAAGCUAGAAAUUAGACAAUUUCCUGUAAAAAUCUCAAAAUUUCCAGAUCGCUCUCCUCAGAUCUCGAAAAAAUGGCAGAACAAUGUGUAAAAGAGGCAAAACGCACAUCAGAAGAUCUAAAAAUCGAAUUCAGCGAUGAAAAAUCGAAUUUAAUUCGAAAUCAAAUAAAAGUGUUGACAAAUCUAGAGAAUCCAAUUCGAAGUUUGGUCAUAAAUCGAGUUUCAACUUUUGUCGAAGAAAUGUUGAGAAGUCCAACUACAGUACCACAUCGAUUAUUACCUGGAUUAUCUGUGGUUCAAUCGGAAUUGUGUGCUUUUACUGCGAGGUGAGUUUUGAAAAAAAAAAUUUAAAAAAAUGUUUGAAAAUCGCAUUCAAACUUCAUUUUAAAACAUAUAAACAUUCAAUUUUCAAUUAAAUUUUUGUCUGGAAUUCAUACGAUUUUUUUUCCCGCGAAUUUUACGUUUCGAAAAAUUUUGAUUGAAAAAAAUUGAUUGAAAAUUUUGAUUUGAAGGCUGCUUUUGCUAGAAAAAAUUCCUAAAAUUGAAAUUUUCAAGUUGAAUUUCAGGCUUUUUCUGAAAUUUUCCAAUAAUUUUCACUGUUUCAAAAUUCUUGUGAAUAUUUUGUCAAAUCAAAAUUUUCUAUUGGUUCUUUUUCUACCUCUAGAAAAUUAUACGUUUCAAAAAAAUUUUGAAAACAAAAAUUCGGAAAAUUUUCCUUGACUGAAAAUUACUACGAAUCCGAAAUUAUAUAGCAAAUAUUUUUUUUUCUGAAUUUUCCAAUAAUUUUUCACUGUUUCAAAAAAUUUUGAAAAGAAAAUUUCGACUAAAAAUUUUUAUAAUUCUUUUUAAAGUCCUAAUUUUCUGAAUUUUCCAAUAAUUUUUUCACUGUUUCAAAAUUCUUGUGAAUAUUUUGAUAAAUCAAAAUUUUCCUAUUGAUUUUUUGAUAACCUCUAGAAAAUUAUACGUUUCAAAAAAUUUUGAAAAUAAAAAUUCUGGAAAUUUUUCUUGACUGAAAAUUUCUGAAAUUUUCCCAUAAUUUUUCACUGUUUCAAAAUUGUGGGAAUAUUUUGACAAAUCAAAAUUUUCGGAAAAUUUCUUUUUCGGGUCCACAAAAUUAACGGUUUCAAAAAAUUUUGAAAAUGGAAAUUUUCUUGAUUUUUCAGCUGAUAAUAAGAAUCCGAAAAUAUAUUCAGCUAAAAUUUUCGCAGCAAAUUUUUUUUCUGAAUAUUUUAAUAAUUUUUCACUGAUUCAAAAAAUUUUGAAAAGAAAAUUUCGACUGGAAAUAUUAAUAAAUUUUUCAUUCAGAAUCGAAAUUUUCUGAAUUUCUCCCAUAUUUUUUCACUGUUUCAAAAUUCUUGUGAAUAUUUUGACAAAUCAAAAUUUUCUAAUAAUACUUUUAUUGAUUUUCAUCAUACCCUCUAGAAAAUUAUACGUUUCAAAAAAUUUUGAAAAUAAAAAUUCUGGAAAUUUUCCGUGAUUGUUCGAAAUUUUCUGAAUUUUCCAAUAAUUUUUUCACUGUUUCAAAAUAGCAUGACAAGUUUUCUCCCUUCCAGAUUUCUCCGCCUCUGUGUUCACAAUCGAAAAACCUUCUACGAACUCUAUCAAAGUCUAAUUCUCGAAUUUCAAGUCGACAAAGGCGAAAUCGAAUUAGAUCGAACAUUUUGCAAAGAAGCAAGUCCUUCACAAAAACCUGGAACAAGUUCCGAAUGA